AUGAAUUCUGUAAAUAAUAAUACUUAAGAAUUUGCACUUCUAUGGACUACAUACUACAUUAAUCAUAAUGAAAACAGAAAUAAAAAACAUAAGGCUGCAGAAAGUUCUUAGAAAAUGAUUCAUCACAUGACUCUUACUUCAAUCAACAGAUUCUAUCAAGUAAAGGAUUAUGAAACUAAAAGAAUGAAUUUUAUAUUAGGAAAACCGAUUGGUUCUAGAUAAUAGAGUCAAGUUUACUAAAUUAUAAAUACGGACGCAGGAGGAUUGUUUUAUUUUAAAAAAUUACCAAAUAACUAAGAAGAUCAGACAUUUAAUCAUACGAUAUUAAACACCUAUACUAAUUUAAUCAGAAUGAAUUAUCUUUUAAUAGAUUCUUUUUAUAUUUGA
Paramecium tetraurelia is the source of this 387-nucleotide messenger RNA. RefSeq lists its product as uncharacterized. The transcript has 2 exons. Lineage: Eukaryota; Ciliophora; Oligohymenophorea; Peniculida; Parameciidae. The record is from RefSeq and is a predicted model, not a curated record.